UCAGCUGCAGGACGCAUCGACAUCAUCUGGAGGACGUGCUGUCAAUGUCCCGCACCUGGAAAUGUCGCUCAUAAUCCUCUUUAUCACAACUUUAGCCCUGCGAUGCCCCGUCGGGGCGCAGCAGCUGCCGGACUACGCGGACGUGUGCACGGAGGGCAGCUGCUACCCGGCCACAGGUGACCUGCUGAUCGGCCGCGCGCACAAGCUCUCCGUGUCCUCCACCUGCGGCCUGGAGCACCCGGAGCGCUUCUGCAUCGUCGGGCACCUGGAGGAGGAGAAGAAAUGUUUCGUGUGCGACUCCAGGCAGAUGUUCGACGACGACAGCAACCAGGUCAGCCACACCAUCGCCAACUUGGUCACCACCUUCGCCCACAACCGCCUCAAGACCUGGUGGCAGUCGGAGAACGGUGUGGAGAAUGUGACCAUCCAGAUUGACCUGGAGGCCGAGUUCCACUUCACACACCUGAUCAUGACAUUUAAGACGUUUCGGCCGGCUGCCAUGGUGAUCGAGCGCUCCAUGGACUUCGGGAAAACGUGGCAGGUUUAUCGAUACUUCGCCUACGACUGCGAGUCGUCCUUCCCCGGCGUGUCCUCGGGGCCGAUGGGCAAAGUGGACGAGAUCAUCUGCGACUCCCAUUACUCGGACAUCGAACCGUCCACAGAGGGGGAGGUGAUAUUUCGGGUGCUGGACCCCGUCUUUGAGAUCGAGGACCCCUACAGCCUGAGGAUACAGAACAUGCUGAAGAUCACCAACCUCCGGGUGAAGUUCUUGAGGCUCCACACUUUGGGCGACAACCUGCUCGACUCGCGCGAGGAGGUGACGGAGAAGUACUACUACUCCCUCUACGACAUGGUCGUCCGCGGCAACUGCUUCUGCUACGGCCACGCCUCCGAGUGCGCCCCGAUCGACGGAGCGGCGACCGGAGUCGAGGGCAUGGUCCAUGGCCGCUGUGUGUGUAAUCACAACACCGAGGGACUGAACUGUGAGCACUGCCAGGACUUCUACCACGAUUUGCCGUGGAGACCCGCCGAGGGCCGAAACAGCCACGCCUGCAAGAGGUGCGAGUGUAACCAGCACUCCGCAUCGUGCCACUUCGACUCGGCCGUGUACGCGACCACCGGCAACGUGAGCGGCGGCGUGUGCGACGACUGUCGACACAACACGGUGGGCCGGCGGUGCGAGCAGUGCGCCCCCUUCUACCACCAGCACCCAAACCGCGACCUGAGGGACCCCAACGUCUGCGAGCCGUGUAACUGUGACCCAGCCGGGUCUCUGCAGGGCGGACUGUGUGACUCGCACACAAACGUGCCAGCCGGACUGAUCUCAGGCCAGUGUCGAUGCAAAGCCAACGUGGAGGGGGAGCGCUGUGACCACUGCAGGCGGGGACACCACGGACUGGGACAGGGGCCUCACGGCUGCCUGCCUUGCACUUGUAACCAGCUGGGCACUCUGUCGGGAGGAAACUCCUGUGAUUCGGACACAGGAAGGUGCUUCUGCAAACGCCUCGUCGACGGACAUAACUGCAAUGAGUGCCUGCCGCAGCACUGGGGUCUGUCCAAUGACAUGGACGGCUGCAGAUCAUGUGACUGCGAUCAGGGCGGGGCUGUCAACAAUAACUGUGACCCUCACUCGGGACAGUGCGUGUGCAGGGAGCACAUGUUUGGAAGACGCUGCGAUCAAGUCGAGUCCGGCUUCUACUUCAUCACUCUGGACCACUACACCUACGAGGCAGAGGACGCCAAGCAUGGACCUGGUGUGACGGUGGUACCGAGGCCUUAUCCUCUGGAUCGCAGUCCUACGUGGACCGGUAUGGGCUUCGUGAAUGUUCCAGAAGGAGCCUACUUAGAGUUCACCGUGAACAACGUCCCAGAGUCCAUGGACUACGACAUCCUCAUUCGCUAUGAGCCCCAGCUGCCAGAGCAGUGGGAGCAGGUGAACGUCCGAGUGCAGCGUCCCGUCUUCAACCCUCCAAGCUACUCCGCUCACUGCGACAACCCCAUCCAGAGCGGAGACGACCAGUCCAUCUCUCUUCCACCUGGAUCCAGACAUGUGCUGCUGGUGAGGCCGGUGUGUUUCGAGCAAGGACUGAACUACACGCUGCACCUCACUCUGCCUCUCUACUCGUCUGUCAGCGACGUCCAGAGCCCGUACACGCUCAUCGACUCUUUGGUGCUGAUACCCCGGGUCAGGGAGCUGGACAUGUUCCAUGGGAUCGACGGUGACGGAGCGUGGGAUACGUUCCAGCGCUACCGGUGUCUGGAGAGCAGCCAGAGCGUCGUCAAAAGCCCCCUGACCGACAUCUGUAACGACUACAUCUUCAGCGUCUCCGCUCUGCUGCACAAAGGAGCCAUUGCAUGCCAGUGUGACCCUCAGGGUGCACUCAGCGCUGUGUGCGAGCCCAGUGGAGGUCAGUGCCGGUGUCGACCCAGCGUUGUCGGCAGGAACUGCGACCACUGCGCCCCCGCCACGUUUCUGUUCAGCCCCGCCGGCUGCAGACCUUGCGGUUGCGACCCUCUGGGCUCCGUCAGCGCCUUCUGCCACGAGGCGACAGGCCAGUGCGAGUGCGUCCCCGGGGCCACUGGGCGCCAGUGUUCCCACUGCCUGCCGGGCUUCUGGGGCUUCCCUCAGUGCAGGCCGUGCCACUGCAACGGCCACAGCGAGUACUGCCACCCUCAGACCGGAGAGUGUCAGGGCUGCAGAGACUUCACCAGAGGACACCACUGUGACAGGUGUCUGGGCGGUUACCAUGGUGACCCGGAGCUGGGUUCAGGUGGACACUGCCGUCCCUGUAUGUGCCCCGAUGGGCCGCGCAGUGGACGGCAGUUCUCUGACAGCUGUUACCUUCUGGCUACUACGAACCAGCUGGUGUGUGUGUGCAGCCCUGGCUACAAAGGUGCCAGGUGUGACGAGUGUGCCUCCGGUUAUUUCGGAAACCCCGCGGUGCCCGGUGGGCGCUGCAUGCCCUGCCAGUGUAACGGCAACAUCGACAUGCACGACCCGGGGUCCUGUGACGCUCAGACGGGCGCCUGCCUCAAGUGCCUGUACCACGCGGAGGGCUACGGGUGUCAGCACUGCAAACCGGGUUACUACGGCGACGCUGCCACUCAGAGCUGCAGGAAGUGCAUGUGUUACUCGGUGGGCACGGCGCCUCGGGCCUGCCCGUCCCCCGAUGAGUGUGAGUGUGACCAGCGCAGCGGUCAGUGUCCCUGCCGGCCCAACGUGGUCGGCCAGAACUGCGACGCCUGCGCCGCCGACACGUGGAACAUCGCCGGCGGGGCGGGCUGCCGGCGCUGCGACUGCGACCCCGUCCACUCCUCCGGAUCCUCCUGCGACGAGAUCACAGGACAGUGUUUGUGCAAACCCGGUUUUGGUGGCAAGACGUGUCGGGAAUGCAGAGAGCUCUUCUGGGGGGAUCCAGAGGUCAAAUGUCACGCUUGUGACUGCGACUCUCGGGGAAUCUCCAGCGAUCAGUGCCAUCGCGCCACAGGUCAGUGCACCUGUGUGGAGGGCGUGUCCGGGCCGCGCUGUGAGAGCUGCGCCAGGGGCUACCAGGGGGAGUUCCCCACCUGUGAACCCUGCCACCACUGCUUCGCGGUCUGGGACACCGUCGUCGGCGAGCUGACCAAUCAAACCCGACGCCUGGAGCUCCAAGUGACGCAGCUCCAGACCAGCGGGGUGACGGCGCCAUAUAAAGACUUGGUCAGCAGCCUGGAGACGAACGUCAAAGCUGUCCGAGACAUAGUAGAGAGCAACCCGGCAGCGGUGAAGCUGGAGCAGAUUCAGGAGCUGAUGCAUGAGAUCACCGGUGUGAUGUCAUACCUCAACGGAAAGCUGAACACGACGGAGGAGACCGCGAUCCUUCUCCGCGGUGACGCCAACGCCACCGACGCAAACUUGAACGCGCUGACUGGUGAGGCCGACCAGCUGGAGCUGAGAGUCCGGGAGCUGAGACAGCAGGUGUACAAUUUCAAGAACGCCAACAUCCAGGGUGCCAUGGACACCAUUGCAGCUGCACACGUGGAGUCUACUACGGCUGAGCGCCGCGCCAACACCUCCACCAGUAAUCCCGGAAACACCGUGGAGGAAUCGGCCGCAGUACGGAAAGCCACAGAGGACAGACUGAGCGGCGCCCAGAAGGAGUUUGACCGCAAGCACCAAAGGAACUCUCAGAAGCUGGACAAACUGUCCACGGAGCUGGACACAUUUGACCUGACGCCACUUAGCGAGCAGACAUGUGGUGGUGCAGCUGAGGGCGACGGCUGCUCCGGUUCCCCCUGCGGUGGUUUGGGUUGCGUCGGCGAGGACGAAGCUCCUCGGUGCGGCGGAGAAGGAUGCGGAGGCCUCGCCACGACUUCCCGAACCGCACUCAAAUCCGCCAAAGACCUGGACCAGGAGAUCCUCGCCGCCAGUCAGGAAGUGGACAAGCUCUCCAGGAUGGUGUGGGAAGCCAACAACCGCGCUAACCAGGCCAAGGUGAACGCUCUGGAGGUGCUGGUCAAGUCCAACCGGAGCAAAGAGAGAGUGGAGCAGAGCAACCAGCAGCUCCGUCACCUCAUCAAGGAGAUACGAGACCUGCUCACCAACGACAAGGUGGAGGUUUCGGUGAUCGAGGCGGUGGCCAACGAGGUGCUGGCUCUGGAGAUGCCGACCUCCACCGAGAAGCUGCAGGAGCUGACGGAGGAGAUCCGGGAGAAGGUCGACACUCUGACCAGCGUGGAGACGAUCCUCAGUCAGAGCGCCGAGGACAUCCAGGCCGCGGAGACGCUGCUGGAACAGGCCAAGGCCGCCAGUGAGGAGGCGUCGACCGCGAAGGAGGCGGCGGAUAUGGUGAAGGCCGCCCUGGAGGAGACCGAGCGUGCUCAGAGCAUCGCCAUGGACGCCAUCCUACUGGCCCAGAACAACACGAAGGGCACCCUGGACCUGCUGAUCUCUGUGGAGUCGGAGACGGCCGUGUCGGAGCUGAAGCUCGGCAACACCACGGGGCGCCUGGUCCAGCUGGAGAGGGAGGUCGGCCUGCUGAGACAAAACAGCCUGGAGGUCAACCGCCUGGCGGAGUCGGCCGACUGGAUCACCGACCAGGCCCGACUGAACGCGGAGGAGGCCCAGCAGGAGUUUGACAUGGAGGUGAAAGACAGACUGGUGGAUGUCGAGGACCUGGUGGAGGACAAAGGGGAGUCGGUGCUGCAGGCGAGGAGGAGAGCGGACGAACUGCAGCAGGAAGCCAAAGAGCUGCUCGCUCAGAGCAGCAGCAAGCUGCAGAGACUCGGAGAGUUGGAAGGUUCCUACGAGGCCAACCAGCUCAUCCUGGAGGCCAAAGCUGCAGAGCUGGCGGAGUUGGAGCGAAGCGUCCGCCGGGUCCUGGAUGAGAUCAGCACCAAAGUGACGCUGUACAGCACCUGUCUGUGAUGGUCUCUGAACUUUGACCUCUCCUCGUGAGUUUAACGGUGCCGACGGUUUCAAAGCAUUUCAUAAUACGCCCCCAGACGAUUCCCUGAGUAUUUCAUAGCUUUUUAGGACCAAACACUGUAAUAUGUUUGACACCGUCGGUGCCAACAACUUAACAUUCAUAUCGGA
This is a messenger RNA of Cyclopterus lumpus (lumpfish), 5575 nucleotides long. It is a transcript of the gene lamb1b, whose product is annotated as laminin, beta 1b. Gene Ontology annotation, cellular component: laminin trimer. Bases 62 to 5407 code for a protein of 1781 amino acids. Gene Ontology annotation, molecular function: extracellular matrix structural constituent; integrin binding. NCBI's taxonomy places the organism in Eukaryota, Metazoa, Chordata, Actinopteri, Perciformes, Cyclopteridae. Gene Ontology annotation, biological process: basement membrane assembly; cell migration; substrate adhesion-dependent cell spreading. The record is from RefSeq and is a predicted model, not a curated record. The transcript is spliced from 33 exons.